This is a messenger RNA of Fusarium verticillioides 7600, 3752 nucleotides long. RefSeq names its product AGC/AKT protein kinase. The transcript is spliced from 3 exons. Gene Ontology annotation, biological process: protein phosphorylation. Gene Ontology annotation, molecular function: protein serine/threonine kinase activity; ATP binding. The record is from RefSeq and is a predicted model, not a curated record. Bases 956 to 2695 code for a protein of 579 amino acids. NCBI's taxonomy places the organism in Eukaryota, Fungi, Ascomycota, Sordariomycetes, Hypocreales, Nectriaceae.
CUCUGGCUGCCUCUGCUUGGGCAUUAAUGACAUUGUUUAUGAACUAGUCUCGCUUCUCCUUCUCAUUUACCCCUUAUGUUAUGGAUUAUUUGGCUGGACCUCGCUCUAGGCUCAUUCUCUAGCUGAUCAACAAAGCUAGAGCCCGUGGCUGUGGCUUAAAAUCGACCUCAGGGGAUUACUCCAGACCAUCUCCACAGUCUGAGCUCCUGUGUCGCAGGCUGAGACACUGUGUUUCCAGCACCAGAACAGCACUACCAUCGACCCUAGCUCACAGUGCGGGCUGCCUGCGGGAAGAUCCACCUUUUCUGCUGCCGCCCAAUGGGCCUUGGAUGUCAUAGUAAUCCCCUUCUCCCAUCCAUCCCCCGUAUCCACCUCAUUCAUAUCUCGGCUGGUCUUGUCUCGGGCUCUUGUGCUUCGCCUCCUCCUCAUAUUCAACCUCUGCCAUCUUUUGUUCAAUUUGAACCUCCUUUCCCUUCCCAACCAGUCGGCGCACAGUGUCCUUUUCAUCUCGUCGACUUGCGAUCCUUCACCCAUCCAAACAGCGGCCGGUUUACGCUUCCACGCAUGCGGGGUUACAAAUCAUCCAUUUGUUGAACACUCUGCCACGCCAUCAGCCUCCUGCUUGAUCAGGAGUUUGUCAGCGCGCAGUGAACACUCGUUGCUUGACCCUUCGAUCCUGCAACACUUGUUGGCUGUCGAUCUUUGACCCCAACCAUCAAAUACCUCGUUGACAUCAACAACAAUGUCUUGGAAGCUUACCAAGAAGUUAAAGGAAACCCAUCUGGGUCAAUCCUUGAGCCCUUUCUCUCGAUCCCCCUCUACUUCAACCAUCACCGAAAAGGAAAAGGAUGGCCAGGCUAGCGGCGCUGUUACGCCUACAACGGAAAGUGCCAUAGGUGAGCAGAUUGGACUGGAGUAACGUCAGUAUCUGACUUGAACAGCUGCCUCUGAGGCCAUGACACAGGCACCUGUUGUUAAGCCUCCGAAGCCCGGUAUCCUCGUUGUCACCCUCCACGAAGGUCAAGGCUUUUCUCUUCCUGAGCAGCACCGAAGUGCUUUUGCCUCGUCGCACCAAGGAUCGAUGUCUUCGUCCAACGCCCUUGGAAUGUCUGGCUCUGUUCGACCAGGAUCUUCACAACGUGUCGCCGGAUCAUUUGUUAACGGCAGUAACCGACCGCACUCUUCAGCAGGCGGCUUUAACGGCAUUCCCACCAACCACGGUCGAAUUUCUGGAAAGUACAUGCCAUACGCCCUCCUCGAUUUCGACAAGGUCCAGGUCUUUGUCAAUUCGGUCGAUGGAAACCCCGAGAACCCUUUGUGGGCCGGUGGAAACACCCAGUACAAGUUCGAUGUGUCAAGAGUGACGGAGCUCGUCAUCCACCUGUACAUGCGCAACCCGAAUGCGCCACCCGGAUCUGGACGAAGCCAGGAUAUCUUCCUCGGUGUUGUCCGCAUCAACCCCCGAUUCGAAGAGAGACAGCAAUACGUGGAGGACCCCAAGGCCAGCAAGAAGGACCGCGAGAAGGCUGCUGCUGAGCACGCAGCGCGCAAUGGUCACCAAGGUGCCGAGUGGGUCGACGUGCAAUAUGGAACAGGCAGAAUCAAGGUUGGUGUCGAGUAUGUCGAGACUCGAGCAGGUAAGCUCAAGAUUGAGGACUUUGAACUACUCAAGGUCGUCGGCAAGGGCAGUUUCGGCAAGGUCAUGCAGGUACGCAAGAAGGACACGAACCGAAUCUACGCUCUCAAGACCAUCCGAAAGGCGCACAUUAUCUCGCGAUCCGAAGUCGCCCAUACACUCGCCGAGCGAUCUGUGCUGGCACAGAUCAAUAACCCUUUUAUCGUACCUCUCAAGUUCAGUUUCCAGUCACCGGAGAAGCUUUACUUUGUUCUCGCCUUUGUCAACGGAGGCGAGCUGUUCCACCACUUGCAAAAGGAGCACCGAUUUGACGUCAACCGAUCCCGCUUUUACACUGCUGAGCUUCUGUGCGCCCUGGAAUGUCUGCACGGCUUCAGCGUCAUUUACAGAGAUCUCAAGCCCGAGAACAUUCUUCUGGAUUACCAAGGCCAUAUCGCUCUUUGCGACUUUGGUCUUUGCAAGCUUGAUAUGAAGGAUGAGGACCGUACCAACACAUUUUGUGGUACACCCGAGUACCUCGCCCCAGAGCUGUUGAUGGGUCAAGGUUACAACAAGACAGUCGAUUGGUGGACUCUUGGUGUUUUGCUGUAUGAGAUGUUGACAGGUCUGCCACCUUUCUACGACGAGAACACCAACGAGAUGUACCGCAAGAUUCUAUCAGAGCCUCUUCACUUCUCUGAUGUGGUUCCCCCAGCUGCCAAGGAUCUCCUCACCAAGCUUUUGAACCGCAACCCUGAGGAGCGACUUGGUGCCAAUGGAUCAGCUGAGAUUAAGGCGCAUCCUUUCUUCCAUGCUAUUGACUGGAGGAAGCUUCUACAGCGCAAGUACGAGCCUACAUUCAAGCCCAGUGUGGCUGACGCUCUGGAUACUGCCAACUUUGACCCCGAAUUCACAUCCGAAGCCCCUCAAGAUUCCUACGUCGAGGGCCCCAUGCUCUCUCAAACCAUGCAAAACCAAUUCCAAGGAUUCAGCUACAACCGUCCGAUCGCUGGACUCGGAGAUGCAGGCGGCAGUGUCAAGGAUCCAUCGUUCGUCGGUAGUUUGACAGAUAACCGAUAGGUCACUGGGCUGGAUGAGGAAUAACGGGUAGACAGCGAGCAGGACUGGCUGACUCGGACAUGGUAUCAGUCUUGUCGAUGAGCCGGCAGAGGAGGGGAGGGAACACGUGUAAGCCAUGAUAAGGACAACCUAGGAGGUGGAAACCUAGAGGAUGAAUGUAGAUAAGAAGCCUUUAUUUGCUUUGGCGUGUUGGAGUUUGAUACACUCGUUAGUUCUGUGGAUAUGUCAUUCUGUCAAUGUAGAUGUCUUUCCGUGAGUUUGUAUCGGUGACUGCUGUUUAUUGUGCACUCUUCAUCAUUCGUGACAAUGGUUAUUGUUUCGAUCAUUGUUCGUGAGGUUAGUAUGGACAAUGAGACCUCACACCUUGCUUCAUUGUCUUUCGACGCCAACGCUGACUUAACUCUGCAACUGGCCUGAAGAGACCAUUACCUUGCACUCGAACUCGAGACCAUAACUGAUCAAUUUUAUGUUCAAGGUCUAACGCUCCCGCGCAACGAUGUUCAGUAGUCGACUCUGAUUGACUUUCAAACAACAUUCGCCACAACACCAACCAACAACAAUCGGCAACAGACAGACAGAAGGAGAAGAAGGACAAAAUGCAAAAAGCAAUGCUCACUGCAGGGUUCGAACCUGCGCACAUUAAAUGUAGCAGAAUCCUCAGCAGUUGAGAGCUUAAGUCUGCCGCCUUAACCACUCGGCCAAGUGAGCUAUUGAGAAAGGCGUUAUUUUUCGAGUCGUAGCAGGGUCCAAGUAAAAUGUCACGCCGCCGAAUUCCAUUCAGGUUUGGGGUCUCCAUGAGGCUUUUUCGGAAAAGGUUGGGGGUGUUUAUGAUGGAUGAGGGAUAUCAUGACAACCCAUGCAUGCUUCAAGAGUCUAGGCUAGGCUAUAGGCUGAAGUGAAGUGGAAAAGUUUUAAUUGAGGCUGAGAUCGGAGAGAUUGCCGGUGUUGGGGGAAAGGUGAGAGUCAGCUCGGUGAGGACAUCGAGAAAUUACUACGUUGCUAGCCUAUGCUGUAUUCAGUUUACAGUCAGUCUUUUCUAUUGAUGAGACACUAUCCU